This is a messenger RNA of Desarmillaria tabescens, 510 nucleotides long. RefSeq lists its product as uncharacterized. The record is from RefSeq and is a predicted model, not a curated record. The transcript has 3 exons. Bases 1 to 510 code for a protein of 169 amino acids. Lineage: Eukaryota; Fungi; Basidiomycota; Agaricomycetes; Agaricales; Physalacriaceae.
AUGCGUUUCUCAGUUGCCACUCUUAUUCCUCUCGCCGCUCUUGCGGUCCCCGUCCUCUCGACUUCCGCGCAAGCUAGGGACGGCUCGUACGGCGGUGUUGAUAACAAGGGCAAAGACCGCCACAAUGACGGCGGCAGUAAAGACUACCAUUACGGCAACAAGGACUACGACAACAAGGACCACGGGCGCAAGGACUGCACCUGGGAGCCGGUGUUUGAGCACAAGAAGGACUUCAAGGGGUGGAAUAAGAACUGCAAGAACCUUUGCGAGAAGGACGACAAAUCUUACUCGAAAGAUGAAUCCGAUGACAAGUUCAUCUGCGAGCUCUUCGAGGAGAUCAUCGACAUCUUGACUUGGGAAGAUGACUGUGAUGAUGACAAGGUCCACAAGAAGGAUGGAAAGGACGACAAGAAAGAUGGAAAGAAGGAUGGAAAGAAAGACGACAAAGACCGCAAGGAUGGCCACAAGUACUAUGACACUUCUUGCUGGAACGCCCACUACAACUACUAG